This is a messenger RNA of Pseudovirgaria hyperparasitica, 1634 nucleotides long. Its product is annotated as D-arabinitol 2-dehydrogenase. Gene Ontology annotation, molecular function: oxidoreductase activity, acting on NAD(P)H, oxygen as acceptor. The record is from RefSeq and is a predicted model, not a curated record. The transcript has 3 exons. The coding region runs from base 257 to 1387 and encodes 376 amino acids. Gene Ontology annotation, cellular component: intracellular anatomical structure. Lineage: Eukaryota; Fungi; Ascomycota; Dothideomycetes; Acrospermales; Acrospermaceae.
UUUAUUACGUCGCCGCCAUCACUGGCGGGGAAGAAGGGGGCAAUUGGCAGCUGUUUCUCUGUGCUUGUGCCCUAAGCUCCCGUUGCUUGCUACUCAACAUUUUCCUUUUCAACCUUCAGGGUCCAUCGUGUUCGCUGCUUGUCAUUCCACCCUGAUAAGCUGUGUCUCUCCCUUCCAAUCCUUUUGUGUUCUUCUCUGCUACAUCACACUCCCAUCCUACUGAUUGACUGCUUUGUUGCUCCAACAAUCACACAUCAUGGCCUCAAUUAUCCGCCCACAGAUGCUCAGAAGUGCUCUGAGAGCUUCAGCAACAGCUUCCCGCGCCGCUACGAGGCCUGUGAAGGUUGCCCCGCCGUGCCAGGCCAGAUGGCUAUCGAAAUCCUCCAGUCUCCGCGACCAGCCUCCAUGGGACGACAAUACUGACCAUGAUUCGGCCUCUACGACUGGUCAGCCUGGAGAGUCUGGUGAGCACGAGGGUGCUCUUGCUCGAACAGAUGAGAGUAUCAAGGUGGAGUAUCCUGAGGAGGAAGACCUCCCCUCCAGUAUGCCUGUGCAAGGUCGAGGGGGCUUCCAUUUCAAAAGAACACUGGCUGCCUUCUCACUAGAAGGUCGUGUCGGUGUUGUCACUGGAGGUGCUCGUGGUCUUGGUCUCGUAAUGGCCCAGGCUUUGGUCGCAAGCGGUGCGAACGUUGCCCUUGUGGAUAUGAACAAGGAAGAAGCUUCCAGGUCUGCAGAGGGCCUAGUGGCAACCUUUGAGGCCGAGAAUCCAGGUGUUGAGCAUCUCCCCAAGGUCACAGCACAUUAUUGUGAUGUCUCCAGCCCAACCUCAGUCAAUCAAGCGAUUGCGGAGAUCAUCAAGGAGCACGGCCAGAUUGACAACCUCGUCACAUCUGCUGGCUUCACGGAGAACUAUGACGCCAUCUCUUACCCCCAUGACCGUAUUCAGAAGCUCUGGGGCGUCAACGUGGAUGGCACAUACCUAUGGUCCGUAGGUGUAGCGAAGCACCUGAUGGAGCGCAAGGCACAAGGAUCUAUCGUCAUGAUUGGCAGUAUGUCUGGUGCUAUUGUCAAUGUCCCCCAGCCCCAGGCACCGUACAACGCCGCGAAGGCUGCUGUGAGGCAUUUGGCAGCCAGCUUGGCAGUUGAAUGGGCACACGCUGGUAUUCGUGUGAACUGCAUCUCUCCAGGCUACAUGCUUACCGCACUAACCAAGAAGAUUCUCGACGACAACCCAGAUCUUAAGAACAAGUGGACCUCCCUGAUUCCUCAGGGUAAAAUGGGAAGGCCUGAAGACCUAAUGGGAGCUGUUACAUUCCUAUCGAGCGAUGCGAGCCUUUACGUCACAGGAGCCGAUCUCCGCGUUGAUGGAGGAUACACUGUCACCUAAGGAAGAGUCGUGGGUUUACUGCUAUUAUCAAUCAUCGAGAUGGUUCUGUAGUACAUUUUACAUGGUCGAAAAUUGUAAUGGUUCGCAGCAGCAAGUCUGGAGUUUGGAGCAUGGUCCUUGACAAGGCGUCUCUAGCUAUGUGUCUUUCGGACCGUCAAUAGCAUGGCUCGUCCCCCUAUAGAAAGUUUUGUCUGAAAGAAAAUUGAUGAGCAUUGCGGGUUACAUACCAUUGUUAUCGUAUGCUGUC